Asterias rubens (European starfish) is the source of this 1816-nucleotide messenger RNA. RefSeq names its product aqualysin-1-like. Lineage: Eukaryota; Metazoa; Echinodermata; Asteroidea; Forcipulatida; Asteriidae. Gene Ontology annotation, biological process: proteolysis. The record is from RefSeq and is a predicted model, not a curated record. The transcript is spliced from 9 exons. Bases 155 to 1375 code for a protein of 406 amino acids. Gene Ontology annotation, molecular function: serine-type endopeptidase activity.
GGACAACGUAAAAAUAAUAGAACAAGCGAAUAUAAUGCAAUAUAUACAGCACAAUUGUGUUUAAAGUUAACAUUAAACCGAAUAUUUGUCGCCGUAUGGUAUUGUGAAACUUUCUUUUCCAAAGCCGUGUGAUUAGGCAGCUUGUUGAACAACUAUGAAUUUGGGUACACUUGCCCACUUGACGGUGUAUUUUCUGUUGAUUGUGGCUUUGGUGGUAGCCGGCACCGAAGCUUGGAUAGACGGUGACGAGGCCCCACUAUUUACGGUCAACCAGGCAUUCUCACCAACUCGCUAUAUUGUCAUUUUGGAGGAUGAUACACCAGCCAAGAGAUUUGUACAUGAAUUUGACCGUCAAACACGUGACCUCGGCGACUCCGGUUGCGUCAUUCACAAAACAUUUGACCACGCCCUGAAUGGUUUUGUUGCGGAUUUGUCUGAGACGUGUCUAAACCGAAUUCGUAAAAAUAAGUCAGUGCAACUACUCGAGCAAGACAGUGAAGUGAGGGUCAUGCCAGUUGACUUAGACGACGAAUACGUGCACUCAGAAUCGAUACAGUCAUGGGGGUUAGACAGGGUGGAUCAACACAAUCUUCCACUGGAUGGGAUCUAUGAGCCCGAUGGUGAUGGUGAGGGAGUUAAUGUGUACGUCAUCGACACUGGUAUACGGGUUUCUCACGAGGACUUUCAGGGGCGAGCAAAGGCGGCUUAUGACGUAUUUGGAGAAGAUGGAAACGACUGCAAUGGGCACGGUUCACACUGUGCAGGGACUAUUGGAGGAGCCCUCUACGGUGUGGCAAAGAAAGUCAGUCUAUACGGGGUGCGAACAUUAGGAUGUAAGGGUACGGGGCCCGCUUCAGAUGUUAUCACAGGUAUUGACUGGUUGAUACAAAAUGCCAAGCAUCCAGCCAUCGCAUCAAUGUCAUUUGGUGGCCUCUCCAGGGCCGUUGACAAAGCAGUGAAGAAGUUAACCAGCGCUGGUGUAUUUGUGAUAGCUGCGGCUGGAAAUGAGGCAGUCGAUGCGUGUACUGUGACGCCCUCUCGUGUUCCCGAGGUGUUUGCUGUUGGGGCUAUUGGACUGGGCGACAUGGCACCAUCGUUUUCCAACUACGGUAAAUGUGUUAAUAUCUUCGCUCCCGGAGUGUCGAUCCGGAGCGUCGGGAUAAAGUCAGACACGGACUUUAUAAGCCUCAGUGGAACAUCUAUGGCAUGCCCACAUGUUGUCGGUGCUGCUGCAAUUAAGUUUUCAAAGAAUCCAAAUAUGACAAGAGAAGAGUUAGAGGAAGCUCUCCUAAACGACGCAACCCAAAAUAUCGUCGUGUCAGCAAAGGAUAACACUCCUAACCGUCUGCUUUACGUUCAAAGUGACCAAGACUAGUUUGAUUGGAAAUAGUGAUCAGUUUGCAAAGUGGUUCUUGGCAUAUACGGGAAAGCUUCAUUUACAAAAAAAAGAGUUUUGACACAAAAACUUGGACAAUACAUUAUUUCCACUGAGUGGUUGUGUUAUCAGUGAAUUACUUUGAUCAUAAAACUGUAAAAAAUGUUGAGAAGCGAGUCUGCCUGGGUCAGUUAGCAGUCUCAUCUCGCGAGAAAGUUAUGAGAAAGCCGUUUUCGAGCUUUAACCACAACUAACAUUUAACGACUUGCCACAAGUCUCAAGUCUACUUGUUCCGUAACUGUUGUAGUUCAUCCUAAAUCGAUUUAAGUGAAGAUAAUUUAGCAAAACAAAAAGCACUGAUCCGUCGUCAAGCCGGUAAUUGUUGAAACUCAAAUGUAUACCCAAUAAAAAAUAAACUGACAUUUAACAAACGGCAUCAUU